This is a messenger RNA of Pseudocercospora fijiensis CIRAD86, 360 nucleotides long. RefSeq lists its product as uncharacterized. Gene Ontology annotation, biological process: transmembrane transport. The record is from RefSeq and is a predicted model, not a curated record. The annotation marks the transcript as partial. Gene Ontology annotation, cellular component: membrane. The transcript has a single exon. Gene Ontology annotation, molecular function: transmembrane transporter activity. Lineage: Eukaryota; Fungi; Ascomycota; Dothideomycetes; Mycosphaerellales; Mycosphaerellaceae.
ACAUCUCUGAAGUGGUUUCUGAUGCCUCACUUUGGGCGUCAUGCAUUAUUUCUGUUCGGAGUAUGUACAGUCACGGCCAUAGACUUCACGAUCGGCGGACUUGGGGUUCCUCAUGGCAGACCGCCUCUGACUUGGACAGUCGCAUCUCUGCUGGUCAUCAACGGCUUCAUCUGUUACACACGCAUGAUUCCAAUCAUCUUUGUGCUGGUGGCAGAAGUGCCGUCAACCCUGCUUCGAAGCAAGACCAUACCGAUUGGCCGCAUUGUAUACAAUGUAUUCAAUGUCGCUGCCAACAUUCUGACAUUAUACCAGAUCAACAAGUCGGCUUGGGGCUGGGGAGCGAAAUCAGGCUUCCUUUAG